This is a messenger RNA of Drosophila arizonae, 1523 nucleotides long. Its product is annotated as cilia- and flagella-associated protein 263. The record is from RefSeq and is a predicted model, not a curated record. Gene Ontology annotation, biological process: cilium assembly. Gene Ontology annotation, cellular component: ciliary basal body; axoneme. Lineage: Eukaryota; Metazoa; Arthropoda; Insecta; Diptera; Drosophilidae.
CAGUUUUGUCAUACACAAUCAACUUAUUGCACAUCUACGUUCAAACCACAAGGCAAUAUUCUUUUCGGCUAUAAAAUUUCUAUACUGAGCGAGAGAUAGAAGGCGGCAAUAAACGUUGCAUUUAGUCCUUGUGAAUCUCAGCAUAUUUACAUAUAUAUUUUGUUGUUUAUUGUUGUACAAGCAGCCAUCAUGUUUAGCAUAUCAGAGAAGAGCAUCGGCACCAUCGAAUCGAAAUUCAAUGUCAAUCGAUCCCAAUCGCAAGCGCCCGUCGCUAUCGAGCCGGAGACUUAUGAAUUGGAUAUUGCGGCCAUAUCGCAUAAAUAUCAUUUAGAUGAUUAUUUGCAAAUGACGGAGGAGGAGCGUCGAGUCCUAUUAGUGCAAAUGGAUUCAUUGGACAUGCUUAGAACAGUUGAGGAAAUUCAAAAGGAAUUGGCCAUAUAUAAGCUGGAGAACUACAUAAUGGUUGAUUUUCUGGAGAAGAAUGAUCCGAAGCUUUUAGUUGGCCUGCGUCAGCGUCGCACUUCGAUGGUGAAGCGCAUGCAGUCCAAGUCCCGGCCACAGGACAACCUGGCACAAUCCAGUCGUCACUCUAGCUCCAAACGCUCCAUGAGCUUAUCCAUACACAUGGGCGCAAUGAGCCAGAUAGGCGAACGACGCAAACAGGUUGAUCACAAAUUGAAUUUCAAGGCCAAAGCCGAACUGGCCGAAAAGGCGGCAGCGGAGGUGGAGAAGCGAGUGAUCGAUAUUGAAAGGAAUGCUAUGGUCGAGGUCAAGCAGUUGCGCGCUAAAAUCGAGGAGCUGCAUUAUCGCAGCGAGGAGACCAUUGAAACGGAAAAGAAUUUCCUGCUCCACUUUUUGCGCGACAAUAAUGAUAUAGCAUUUCUGGAGAGCGCUACGGAGCGGCAGGUGGAACGCAAACUGCGUAAAUUUACGGCCAACUGGUUUAAGAACGCGCGCGCUCUGCUGGGCACGAUGCGGUUGACAAUCGUAUCGUUGCAGGAGACGUGUCAACAGCAUCGCGCUGAUCUGAUAACCAAAGCCGAUUUGAGUGGCAUUUUGACAGCUGUCGAUUUCGAGAAGCUGAUUAUCAAACGCACCGAGUUGACCAACGAGCUGGAGGAGAAGAACACCCACAUGGCGGGACUGAAGGGUGUUACGGGCAAAACAUCGCUGGCCAUGACCGAGGAGAAGCAGGCCAUGAUGAACUUGGAGACGGAAAUGCGCAAUGUCCUCAAUCGUACCGAGGAGAUAUCGCGCACGAUAAUCAAACUAGAGAAGGAGGUGGCCAUGGUGCGGGUCAACAAUGAAAAGGAUUAUGUUGUCUUGAAUGAGCUGCGUGCCCAGCUGGAGGAAUACGAUGCUCCAAGUAUUACCGAAUAUAUUGAAAAGAAGGAGGAGGCUCUACUUUUGGAAAAGGAAGAGAAGAUGCUGCAGCGUAAGAUCUAUAUACUUAAUAUGAAACUGAACAAUGUGAUGAGACGUUGCAGAUAUCGUGACGAUAUAUAGAAAGAAAGAAAUGAUUG